AUGCAAAUGGUUGGGAGUGGAGAAAAUGUUUCAGUUAUAGAGUUAUACAAAUUUUUCUUAUGUACGUGUUAUAGAAAUUGGUUUGUAAGCACAUGUGACGAGUGGUUUGUGGGUCUUCUGCAAAAGGUUGAUGAACGUCAGCAUAGCCUGGCACUUUUAACUGUUGGAAAUGCUGCUGCUGUAAUCUUCAUUGGGACUUUUGGUGCACUUGCGUUUGGUGAGGCUGAUCUGCCUAUUGAUGAUAUUGCUGCAGUUUGCCUUCUGAUAUAUUUUGGAGUUUCAACAUUGCUUGAUGCUGUGUCAAGUGAAAAUCAAAUGGCAGAAGAUGAACAAAAGGAGGUCAAACUACCACUUCUUUAUAUGAUUUCUUUCAGAAUUUCUGGAAAUCGAGCUGGGAUCUUAGCUGCUGCUAACACUGUUAUUAGCACUUUCCUCUUAGUUUUCGUUGCCGAGUGGGGUGAUAAAUCAUUUCUUGCACAAUCGCACUAGCAGCAGCCUCUUCACCUCUUGGUGUCAUUGCAGGCGCACUAGCUGUUCAUGGUGUUGCUACUCUGGCCAUUGCCUACAUCGGCGGUACUCUCUUUCUCGUCUUCGCUGCUGUAACAUUGAUUGAGAUUAUGAAUUAGAGGUUGGAGUGAGAUAUCAAAGUCACAUUUUUGUGCACUUUAUUCUUUGCUCCUGUUAUUGAUGAUAUCUACUUAUAUGAUGGAUUUAUCGCGUGGAUUUGUUACAUAUUGAAUCAAAUCAUGAGCCGAGACAGGAGGGUAUAAUUGCAUCCCAUAUGAUUUUCUUGUUGCUGAAUGUCUCUAAUUGGUGGCUGAUAUAACACAGAGAACUUUAAAGGUCAAGCAGGCCAGGUUGGCUCAAAAAUGAGGUUUGUAUUGUGGGAAUUCUUCUCUUUCUUUAACUCUUCAAGAGUGGGGUAACAAUGUGUACACACAUACGGAAGGUGCAGACGUGGCAGACCCAUGCCCAUCCAUGAAAACUUUUAACAGAGAAUAAAAAAAUCAGCCUUAAAAAGAUGAUUGUGAAAGUGGAGAAACCCCACUUCUGGCCUCUUUCUUUGGCAACUUUCACCUUUAACCUAUCUUUUUCCACCUCUGCUGCGUUCUUUGCCUAUCUGUCCAAUGCUCUACUCCACUUUCUUCCUUACUGUUCUUACCUUUGUAGCAAUAAUUAACUUCAUUAUUGCAAGAAUUAUUAGUAAAAUUAAAUACAUCAUU
Molecule: messenger RNA, 1223 nt
Organism: Durio zibethinus
Lineage: Eukaryota; Viridiplantae; Streptophyta; Magnoliopsida; Malvales; Malvaceae
Source: RefSeq, a predicted model, not a curated record